Messenger RNA from Schistosoma haematobium, 4437 nucleotides. Its product is annotated as Ras- protein Rab-5A. The coding region runs from base 223 to 819 and encodes 198 amino acids. The transcript has 6 exons. The record is from RefSeq and is a predicted model, not a curated record. Lineage: Eukaryota; Metazoa; Platyhelminthes; Trematoda; Strigeidida; Schistosomatidae. Gene Ontology annotation, molecular function: GTPase activity; GTP binding.
AGGCAUUGUUGAUUCACUGCUACCAGAUAGAGAAGCACAUUAGGAAGGGAGCUUCUUGUUCUUCAUCCAGAACCAUUUGUACCGUCUGUUUUAACGCAUCGGUACGUACCUUUUGGCGGUUUAAUAUUUUGCCAACGGAACUGCUGUUUUUCACUCCGUCUUUCAGCUUGAUUAUUAGACGUUGUUUUAGGUUGUUUGUAAAGUACUUUGUAGUCCUUGAGGAUGGCGAACCGAAGCUCCCAUAAACUGGUGAUACUUGGAGAAUCAGCUGUUGGGAAAUCAAGCAUAGUCCUGAGACUCGUAAAGUGUCAGUUUAGUGAGUACCAAGAAGCUACUAUUGGGGCUGCCUAUUUGACACAGACGAUCGUCCUAAAUGAUCCUCCAGCAACCGUAAAGUUUGAGAUUUGGGAUACUGCUGGACAAGAGCGUUAUCAUAGUUUGGCCCCUAUGUACUACAGAGGAGCCCAGGCGGCAGUUGUCGUUUACGAUAUUACUAACCAGAACUCAUUCGAACGUGCAAAAUCCUGGGUUAAUGAACUUCAAGAAAAAGCAAAUACUAGUGGGGUGAUUGCACUUGCAGGAAACAAAGUGGAUCUCGAAGGACAGCGAGCUGUUUCGUUCGAGGAAGCACAAGAAUACGCCGAUAAAAAUAGAUUACUAUUUAUGGAGACGUCAGCCAAAAUUGCAACCAAUGUCUCCGAACUGUUCACUGCCAUAGCUCGGGAGUUACUUAAUCAUACAGAACCAUCUAGACCAUCUGGGGGACAACAGCUUACGCCAAACGAUUCGCCUACACAACAAAGACAGUGUUGUAGAUAGUCCUGAUUCGUCCACUCAAUAUUUUCUUAUAACAUGGGUAUAUCACAUGUUUCUUCAAUCCUCCAGUCUUUUACGUCAUUAUUUUGCAUGUUCAGUUUGUUUCAACUAAUGAUUUUGCUUUGUAGUCUUAUUGGUCACAAUUUUACGUAUAUGGGUUGCUGUAAUUCCUGUUGGAGAAUUUAAUUGAUCUUCAGAUCUCGAAUCAAACUGUCAUGUGCUAUAUUAUUUUUACUCAGUAUGCUACAUACUUCCUUACUUGCAUUGGAUUUACAUAACUAUGGGUCAUACAAAUUUAUAAUCUACAUUACUGUUUAAUGAUUUAUUGGAGCCGUUUGUGUAACUAAAAUAUAUUGUUUUUCUCUCUUCGAUAAAAUGUUUACGACAUUCAUUCCACUCGUCAACUCAUGAAUAUCAUUGUAAUAUGUUGUUAUUUUAAUUCAAAUGUUUGAUCAUCGAAUCAUCCAACUAUAUCCUCACGCUUUCUCUCUCUAUGCUGAAAUUUAAUUAUUUCUAGGAUUCAGUUUUGAGCAAAAAUAUGCUGAAAGCUCCAUUGAUCUUAUGAUUUCAUGAUUUGUAUUUUAUCUCGUCUAUGCGCAAUCUUCUGUAAAAUAAUAUCGUGUUACCCAUUUUGCUGUAUUGCUUUUGAUUCCGACCAGUUAGUACGGUCGCCAACUUACAAACUUUUCGAUUUAUUUCGACAAGGUUGAAUAUUUGAUUUGAGUGAAUUUAUUUGACUGUCGGUGUGUUAUUUAAAGUAGAUCGAUAAUAUGAUGUCGGUGUAGUCUUUUGGCUCACACUGCAAUAAAGUUCUCCCUUAAAUUGAUUGUGUGUUUUUAACUAAACGUUUCAUUCUAUAUCAAGUGUUCCUUAUGAUUUGCUGGGUUUUUUAAACCCUAGUGAAUCAUUUCAGGUUAUUACACUUGAUGACUCAGAAAUUUAACAAGGAAAGAAAUGUAUUACAAUCAAGUUAAAAAUCGGAGACGUGAUUAGAUCAGUAAGUUGCUCAUACCAGAGGUUCACUGGUUUCAUCUGGUCCUAUAUUUAUUUAUUUAAACACAGACAUUGGUUCAAGGAGGCACUAGAUAUAUAUGCUCAACUCUUCGUCAUCCGGUUUGUGUGAGGGCUGGAAUACUGCCUAAGAGUCUAAACUGACGCAGGUGGUUUAUUUAAGGGGCCACACCCAGAGCUUCUGAUCCAAAGGUCUAGUCUACAAGGUGGUGGAGAAACGUUAGGAGAUACAGUCCCAAAAAUAGGUUCAUACGCCAUUUGUUUCCUUAGGAUGUUGGAGCCCAUGUGCAUCGUUAGUUUGGGAUCAGUUCCCCAACUUCCUCCGUGUCCACCAACCCGGUUAAAGCUCUGGGUAUUCGCAUUUUGUCCUUCAAAUUUCGUAAACACCCCCACCUCGAGAGGGCAGUGAGUAAGACUUCCCUGGCAGUGACUGGUCCUUCAAGGUUUAUUUAAAGUCAGUCAGCAAGUUGUACUAUCAAAUAUCUGGUUUUCACCAGUCAAGAUGUUUUCAGUCUAUAUGGUUAAAUCCGCCCACCAAUGUUUUUGCAUCUCGGUUAUUUUUGAAAGUUCUCGUCAUAUCAGUUCUUCAGGGAUAGUAUCACAUCAAAAUAAUGCUCUGAGUUGGCAUAUGGUAAUUAUGUAUAUACUUAUUUGUAUUGAGCCUAGACACAACUUCUAUCUCCUGGGUAUGAUAGAAAACCUUAAUCUUAUAACACAACUUAGCCCCAGUUGGCUAAAUACUGGAAAGAUUUCAAUAUGGAGGUGGUAUUCAUCACGAGUGCACUGGACCGAUUCUUCGUCCGUGUAUCAACUAACCACAAAACCUACUUCAAUAAGUAUUCAGUAUCUUUACCUGCCUGUAAGUGAUUCAGUUUUCCAAAUGCUUAUCAUGUUCUCCCAUCAGCUUUGUUUAAUGCUUAAUCCUUCCUAGACUCUUGCUUGACUAAAUAUGGAAAGGAAGAAAAUUAAAAAUGUCUGGAAAGCCAAAGGAUUAUGUGUACGAGUCAUUUAUACAUAUAAAGUACUGGGCUAAUCCGGAUAGGAAUGUGCUUGUUGGAUGGUAAUGGUUAGGUGAUUCAUUGACUUCCAAUGGGUCACCGUCAUUCUCACUACCAUGUGACCUUGGUAUAUCGUGCUAUCCGUCCAAGCUUCGGAUGUACGCUGAUAUAUUGUGACACCAACAAAACUGAUUGCUUAAUGAAUGUCUUUGUUCCAAUUAUGUUUGAUUUUUGUUAAGGAUUGCAAUCUGUCUGUCUCUGUUGGCGUAUGGUGAUCAUAAAUGGGUUUGUUUGGUCUUACCAUUUGAUCUCAACUCUAAUGGACUUCCUUUUCCCUCUAAAGUCUUUAUUAGAUUGAUUAAUUUGAUUUAUGGGAAGAACUAUUGAGCAUUACAAAAUACGUAGGUAGAUAUGUUUAUUAAGGUGAAUGGUCUAGAAGCCGAAAGUGAUACAAUUGCAACUCAUAUAGCAAGUACAUAGCACUUAAUUUGGCUUUGAGUCCCGCUGCUUGUUUAAGGAUCAGUGAUGUCACCUCACUGCCCGAAUCAAAGUAUCGCGAUGAAUGUUCUAACGUGCGACCUCCUGGUUUGGAAGCUAUUUUAUUUGCUAAUCUAUUGUUUCUUGUAGUUGCUACUAUGCGAUUGUUGGUCUAACUCCGAAAAACUACCGCUCGAGGCUGCUUGACAGCGGUUAAUAAGCCAGACACUACUGAUACGUCUAUUAUCAAGCUAAAACCACAAUACUGUAUUUUAUAUCACUAAUAAGAUUGGAUAGGAUAACUAAACCAACAUGCAACUCAAAGCAAGCGAAAUGUCGACAAUAAUUCAGUCAACAGGCAAGUUAAAUGCUCAAUGGUUCACAAAAUAAGGUUACUAAACUGCAUAACUAUUGAUCUAACGAGUUCAUACGUCAAUUUCUGAAAAUGAUGUAAAUAACUUACAACAAAAUCAAGGACCCAUCUUCACACCCUUUACUAAGUCAUUAUGCAUCUAAACUUCAUAUAGUGUAAGAAUCGAUUCGUAACUGUAAAUACGAAUAUCAACCAGCCAGCUACCAACGUAGGACCAGGCACAUAUAUGCAUCGGUCCAAGUUGCCAUACCUCAUUAACACAACAAGAUGGACACCGGAUUCAUAAAAGUAGUUAAUUCAGAGGUGGUAAUAUAUAAAAGAAAGAUUGCAAUAAGGAUAUAGUACAGGAAGAAAUAAUUAGUUCGUAGAAGGAAAGAUAUGGAGCGAUUUUAAUCUCUUAGUUUAAGGGAAGACAGAGAGUGUAUACACCUACGCCAUUGUGAUCGAUUCUGAGCCAUGUCACCAAGAGUCUCCAACCAUUGUUUACGAUAGUCACGUGGACCCCAACCAAGUAGUCUGCACCUACCAACAUGACUCAGACUAGAAGUUAGUGACUUCAAGUACUGAUGCCACGUUUUGGUUUGACCGCUCCUAACUUUCUUCCAACCAUAUAAACUUAAGUAAAUGGUUUUGUCGAAAAUAAAAUUUUCGCUGAAUUCUCUUUAUUCAAGUGGUUAAUUUAGAAUUACCUUAGUAGAUUCAUGUUGACUUCUCUGCGUUAUUAAUUUUUCCACAUUUCUAAAAUCCAAUAUUCAUUCACUU